Molecule: messenger RNA, 2611 nt
Organism: Pectinophora gossypiella (pink bollworm)
Lineage: Eukaryota; Metazoa; Arthropoda; Insecta; Lepidoptera; Gelechiidae
Exons: 14
Coding region: 320-2320 (666 amino acids)
Cellular component (GO): membrane
Source: RefSeq, a predicted model, not a curated record
GCGCGGGACAUCGCCAGUCGACACUGGCGCGUGCUCGGCGGCAAAGUUGCGCGGCUCUCCGAUACUAUGGACGUUCGUUUUGUGUUAAAUUCACAACUUGUGCACGUUGUGAGUUCUGUGCAGUUAUAAAGUGUUAUUGUGCAGACAAAAUUGUUUACACUCUGGAUUUUCUUCAUAAAAUUGGCGGGCGAAAGUUCUAUUCUCAUGAGAAAAUACCUACAUUCGAACGUGCGAAGUUAAUUUUGUAAAUAGGUAGAAUAACCCAUAAUGUUACGAGAAACGAAGUGAUUCUAUCGAAGAGCAAAAUAAAGAAGUCAAGAUGAAGCAGCUAGUGAACAAGAACCUUAUCACGCUAAAAUGCGUGCUGUUCUGCUUCCUCUCAGGUGUGGGGUGCAUUUUCCCGUUCCUGCCAUUGCACAUGCUGUCGGUGGGCCUGGACAGGGGGGAGGCUCGGCUAAUAUCUGCAGUCGCGCCCUGCAUCGCUCUGCUGGGGCCGGCUAUAUUAGGACCACUGAUUGACAAGUUAUCAGUGGGCCGAGGCUCCACGGGCGGCGGCAAUGGCCCCAGCGGCUCCGGACGCCUGCUUCGCAUGGUGACCGCUCUCUGCCUCAUAUUGAGUGCCUUGUUCUACACGCUACUUCUCGCUGUGCCUUAUACUGAGCGACAUACGGCUCGUCGACCUCAAGUGCUUUUCAUGUGCGACGCGGAUGGCGCUUACGUCAUGCAGGAAGUCUGCACAGAGGGUAUGCGGUGCAACAGAUGGCCGGGAGAGAAGACAGGCGUGUUGGCAGUGGGAGCGUGUGAGUACGGGUGUGCCGACGACAACAUGACCUGGGUUCUGGAGCCGUUCACCACCACAUCUACCACCACAACGCUCAGCCCCAUGUACAACAGUGUGGCUAAUGCUACGCCGCCAGCGCCAGUAGAGCAAGACGACGACGACGGUAUGGACUUCGAGACGAACCCCCCCCACCUGUGCUACAACGGCACGUGUCAGGUGUACAUGGCGCACGCGGGGCGCAUGCGCGUGCCGCUCUCUCUACUCGCGCCGGACCCGCUCGACAACGCCACCGACGAGUACGAGUGGUGCACUUAUCGCACAGGUUUACCAUCCCACUGUCUAGUACCAGCAGACAAGCUGGAAUAUAGCGAGGACUGCCGUCCAGCCGUGAGGUGUCAGGUGUUGGACCCGUAUGAUGAGCCGGGCGGCGUGUUGGCCGACGCUGAGUGCCGGCUAGUCAUCGGAGACCCUGCUUACAGCUUCUGGACGUACUUCGUCAUCAGGGUGUUAGCAGACAUUUGGCCAACAGCCGCAUUAGCCCUGCUGGGCGCCGCGUGUGUCAUAGCCACGCGGGAGACUUCUUUAGGACGAGGCGACGUCGGCAGGCAGCUGGCGUUUGGCACAAUCGGCCUCGCUAUCUUCCCCCCGCUCGCAGGGCUAGCUGCUCAGGAGAUGCCUGAAACUCCUUACUUAGUGCCUUUCAUAAUGCAUGCCGUCUUUAUGAUCAUUGGCGCCAUCAUUUUGUUGGUUGACAAAAACAUGCCGCUAUCGACCCCAGAAUGGUGGUGGCACACGGCGACUGGCGUGCUGGCUAUGCCGAUGAAUGUGAUCCGUCGGUACGGUGCUGAAACAGCUGCGGUGUUUGCCGUGGUCGCUCUACUCGGCAUAUUGUGGAGUGGCAUCGACGCCUAUUUGCCAUGGACGGUAAGGGAAGUGAACGGCACGCUGACAGAGUUGGGUCUGAUGAUGACAGUGGGCGCACUGCCCGCCAUACCGGCGCUGUGGUGGGCCGAGGCCCUGGUCGACUACAUCGGACACUCAAACGUCUUCAUCAUGGCUUUCACCUUCUACUGUCUGCGCUAUACUGGUCUAGCAUAUAGUAAGGACUACAUAGGGCUUGUAUCCUGCGAAGUUUUGGAAGUGUUCACCCUGAGCCUGGUGUGGGUGACAGCAGUGCUGUACUUCAGACAUCUCGUGCCGAGGAAAUACACCGCCACCGGUCAAGCCUUGCCUGUUAUAGCUCAUUUUUGUCUUGGUCGCUGCAUCGGCGCGAUUAUAAGCGGGAUGGUGACACUUGAACCUCCGCUGGAGUCGGCUCGCGACGUGUGCCGCGCGCUGGCCGUGGUGGCGCUACUGGCUGCAGCUAUCUACCUCGGACUGUACCACCUGCUGCUGGCGCCGCGGUGCGCUUCACCGGCGCAGUCACCGCCUCAUCACCUAUUGCAAGGAUUGAACACCAACGGAGCGUCUAACGGAACAUACUCCCCGAUGCGAGUCUACCACGAAGAACGUUCCAGAAAGGGCCAUUUCCGCUAUUAGUCACACACCGCUUGUUGUUCGCUUAGUCCUACGUUAUUCCUUCUGUCUAUCAAUCUGUGUACCUAUCAUAGCAUAAUAUUUUUUAACAAUUUAAAGUACAUAAGUUUUUUUAUAAGUACAGAAAUGUGAUACCCUUAAGUGCUUCUUAAAUAUUUGUUUUUAAUUUUUUAUUCAAAAACAGUAUUUAUUUCACAAAUUAUAUUUAAGUCACUUAUAAUUGUACUGCCUUAUGGUUGCAUUUGUAUAAUUUUACUGGAAAACGUUUUUUAAUAAAAUUAAGUCUUUAUCCAA